Molecule: messenger RNA, 547 nt
Organism: Monopterus albus (swamp eel)
Lineage: Eukaryota; Metazoa; Chordata; Actinopteri; Synbranchiformes; Synbranchidae
Gene: rpl22l1
Product: ribosomal protein L22-like 1
Exons: 4
Coding region: 83-481 (132 amino acids)
Biological process (GO): cytoplasmic translation
Cellular component (GO): ribosome
Molecular function (GO): RNA binding; structural constituent of ribosome
Source: RefSeq, a predicted model, not a curated record
UCCACUAGAUCCUGCCGAUUUUAACAAAUUUAAUGUCAAUUUCUUUGUUUUUCAAAUUAUCUCGUCCAUUACCUACUGUAAGAUGGAAUUUUACAAUUGUAUCAAACAUAAGAGGCCGACCGUUGGCGAGACGGCCAAAAAGGGAGCUGCGUGGAGGUUCACCCUGGACCUGACCCACCCCGUGGAGGACGGGAUCCUGGACUCGGCAAACUUCGAAACCUUCCUCAAAGAGAGGAUAAAGGUCAACGGAAAGACGGGGAAUCUGGGUAAUGUUGUCCAGGUCGGCUGCCUGAAGAACAAGAUCAACGUCAUGUCUGAGAAGCAGUUCUCCAAAAGGUAUCUUAAGUACCUAACGAAGAAAUACCUGAAGAAGAACAACCUUCGUGACUGGCUCCGAGUUGUGGCGUUGGAUAAGGAGACGUACGAGCUUCGUUACUUCCAGAUCAGUCAGGAUGACAAGGAGUCGGAAGCAGACGAGUAGAUGGUUGCAGCAGAGUGCCGCAAAUGUGUGUGUCAGCAGCUGGAGCAGAAUAAAUGUGAAAAAGGA